This is a messenger RNA of Rhizopus microsporus ATCC 52813, 1720 nucleotides long. RefSeq lists its product as uncharacterized. The coding region runs from base 108 to 1385 and encodes 425 amino acids. Lineage: Eukaryota; Fungi; Mucoromycota; Mucoromycetes; Mucorales; Rhizopodaceae. Gene Ontology annotation, cellular component: nucleus. The transcript is spliced from 9 exons. The record is from RefSeq and is a predicted model, not a curated record.
GUGAAUACUGGUCUGGGAUUAAAUAAGACGGUAAGAAUAUUCCCGCCUCUUUUUUUUGCUCUACAGAUUAACACAUUGAUUAUAAGAAAUAAUUGUGAAUAUAAAAUAUGCAAAAGCCUGAAUAUAUUGCAGUUAAUGUGGGAAAGAAGAAGCAAAAAGUAAUUGAUAAAUCAACAAUAAGCCAAGACUCACCACCGGCAUUAAAGGAAUACAUUACCAAUUCAUUUAAACAUUGCUCAGCAGAAAAACACCCAUUACUCAGACAACAAUUAAAAGUAAUCAUUCAACAAGCACGAAACACGGGAAUGAUUGAUCUUAUUGAUUGGAGCGAACGUGAUCUGCCAAGUGCUUGUGACAAUAGAAAAAAUCCAAACGCAUCCUCUCUUCCGCAUAAAACGGGAAAGAAGAUAACAAAGGGAAUAGGCAACAUAGAACUAACCCCUGCUGAAAUAUUACGAAGAGAGCAAAGAGCUAUGCGUUUUCAGAGUGAUCCUGUCUUAGCUAGCAAUAAUAACAGUCCACGGUUAAAAAAGAAAAAUAUCACACCUAUCGUCUGGGACCUUGAUUCACCAGGACAACCUUCGACAAAACCCAUUGUGGGCACAAGCACAGCUUUAGAGAAACCUUAUCUUCGUUUAACUUCAGCGCCUGAUCCCGCAACUGUACGCCCGCUUGAUAUCUUGCAAAAGACGUUUAAACUUUUAAGAAAGAAAUGGAAAAAGGAAGCAAACUAUUCUUAUAUCUGUGAACAAUUCAAAUCUAUGAGACAAGACUUGACUGUUCAAAGAAUACAAAACGAGUUCACGGUUAGAGUAUAUGAGACACAUGCACGUAUCGCGCUUGAAAAGGGUGAUAUUGGUGAAUAUAACCAGUGCCAGACUCAGUUAAAAUAUCUAUAUGAACAAGGCAUUCAAGGAUGUGAGGAUGAGUUUUUAGCUUAUAGAAUAUUAUAUAUGUUGUUCUCUCGUAAUCAAUCAGAUUUGAAUGCUAUGCUGGAGGAUAUGUGUGAAAUAGGACUUGAUAACCAAGCAGAAUGUGUUCAACAUGCUCUUAUGACACGAUCUUGUUUAGCAAAAGGAAAUUACUUUAGAUUUUUUAGACUCUAUGAAAAUGCACCUAAUAUGGGAGGAUAUUUGAUGGAUCAAUUUGUAAAUAGAGCACGGAUAGAUGCAUUGGUUGUUUUAUGUAAAGCACAUAAGAUGGGUAUCUCGCUUUCAUACAUUGCUAAGCAAUUAUCAUUUGAUAAGGUCAAGCAAUUAAUUAAAUUCUUGAAUGAAAAUGAAAUAUACCCAACAUCCAUGAUGCUUGAUACAAAGGUCGCUUUACCCAUUCUGCAAUCAAAGAGCAAAUCAUUCAUGAUCUCUAUAAGUCAGACACGUUCAUAAGAUAGAAAAAAGGUUAAUAGUGUCAUCUCUUUAAAUAAAUGCUAUUUUUGGUUUAAUAAAUAUCCGCCCGGAUCCGUUCAAUCCGUUUGGAGGUGAGUGCUAAGAAAAAACCCCUUAUGGGGACAAGGAUAAAGAAUGUAAAAGGAAAGUAAAGAGUGGAGUUAUCGACAGAAAACUAAAGGAAUUGAUUGAACCAUACAAGGAGCUUUUGACCAUGGGGAUGCUUAAUAGGGGUCGCCAUUUUUACUUCACCUCAGCUCUCCACAUCCACUUUCUCUUUUCCAUUGUUACUUGUUCAUUUAAUGCCCACAAUAACUAGGGAGCAAGCAAAUUUG